UGAACGAGUACAAAGUUAUCAAACUGCUUCUGAAACUGUUGACACUGUGUUAAAUGUUAGAAAGAAUAUUUAUUUAACAAAUUAUAAAGUCAAAGAUGUGGAUAUCGAAUUCUUACGUAAAGAUACUCAUCUUUUAAUAGAAGAUAUUGAAUCAACAUACAAUAAAAUACAUGAUGAUAUUCUUACUUUACAAAAAGAAAUAGAAUAUUUAGAAAGUUUUUAUUUAAAACAGGAGUUUGGAGAGGACUGUAUUGUUAAUGGUGGUGUCUGUUGUAUUGAUGGGGUCCGUGUAGAUGCUUCUCAUCAAGAUCUUUGUCAGUUUCAAAAUAGAGCUAAAU
This is a messenger RNA of Racocetra persica, 338 nucleotides long. The record is from the annotation of a GenBank genome assembly. NCBI's taxonomy places the organism in Eukaryota, Fungi, Glomeromycota, Glomeromycetes, Diversisporales, Gigasporaceae.